CAAGGAAAGGGAGAGAUCUUUUCUCCGGCAACAGGAAAAGGCAUAAAAAAGAAAAGAAAAGAAGGACGAAAAGGAAAUCUUGGCUUCAAGCCGCCUCCUCCUCCUCUCUUCUUCGUCUUCCCCUUUCCCCCUCCUUCGGUCCUCCCUCCGCUGCUGCGUGCGUGCCGAUCGAGCCUCGCGCACGCGGAGAUAGAACACGUCAUCGUCGUCAUCCCCUUGUCUCUCUAUCUCUCUCUUCACGCGCGGCGCGGGAGCAGGGAGGAGAGGCGACGAGCCGCGGGCGGGGGCGAGGGAGGGAGAAAAACCUGACCCUUUUUUCCUCCCGUCACGUAUUAAAAAUCCAUUUCUUCUCCGUCUUCCCUUUUUCCGCUAAUCCCGCUGUCCCUAUCCCCUCCCGUCCCCUCGCCGCCGGCCCGGCGCGCCCAGAUCGCGACCCCCUCCCCUCCGCCCUCGCCGAUCGUCCCGCCCCCGCCGCGCGCUCCUCCGGGGGCUCGCCGUUGUCCGGCGUCGCCUCUCCCGGCACGUCUCGCCCACGUCGGGCGGUUGCUCCGCGCCUCGUCCACGUGCGAGGAGUCGCGGCUGCGGGGGCUUCGAGGGAGCGAGCCAGCGAGCGAGCUCCGGCGCCCAUGGUCGACAUCCACGAGUGCGCCGUGGUGCUCGUGCAGGAGCCCGACCAUGCGGCGGCGGCGGCGGCCAACCCGGACCCGUCCUCGAUCUCCGCCGGCGCCUGGCGGCCCUUCGAGGAUGCCGCGGCCGCCGUCGUGGGCCGGAUCCAGCCGUCUGUCUCCUCCGAGGACCGCCGCGCCGCCGUCGUGCACUACGUCCAGCGCCUCAUCAGGUGCAGCGUCGGCUGCGAGGUGUUUCCGUUUGGAUCUGUUCCACUGAAAACAUAUCUUCCUGAUGGAGAUAUCGACUUGACUGCAUUUGGUUCCACAAGCUCUGAUGAAAACCUAGCAAAUGAGGUUCGCGCUGUUCUGGAAUCAGAAGAACUGAGGAAAGAUGCUGAGUUUGAAGUGAAGGAUGUCCAGUAUAUCCAUGCUGAGGUGAAGCUGGUCAAAUGCCUUGUGCAAAAUAUUGUUGUAGACAUUUCAUUCAAUCAGAUUGGUGGACUCUGUACGCUUUGUUUUCUUGAGCAGGUUGAUGAAAGAUUUGGAAAAAAACACCUUUUCAAGAAAAGCAUAAUGCUGAUAAAAGCCUGGUGUUAUUAUGAAAGCCGCAUUCUCGGUGCCCACCAUGGUUUAAUUUCUACCUACGCCUUGGAGAUAUUGGUGCUAUAUAUUUUCCAUCUUUUCCACAAGUCUUUGGAUGGUCCAUUAGCUGUCCUCUAUAGAUUUCUGGACUAUUAUAGCAAAUUUGACUGGGAUAACAAGGGUAUAAGCUUGUAUGGUCCUGUACCAUUGUCUUCCUUACCUGAGCUAGUUUCCGAAGCACCAGACACUCAUGAUGUUGAUUUCCUUAAGCGGGAGGAGUUUCUCAAAGAAUGUGCACAAAGGUUUACUGUCCCCCCUAGGAACUUUGAGAGAAAUACUCGACUGUUCUCAAGAAAAUUUCUCAACAUAGUGGAUCCACUGAAGCAGAACAACAAUCUUGGGCGUAGUGUCAGCAAAGGUAACUUCUAUCGGAUACGCAGUGCAUUUGAUCUUGGUGCCCGGAAGCUUGGGAAGAUCCUUCAAGUGCCUAUCAAUUCUGCUGUGCCUGAAGUGAAUCAGUUUUUUAGGAACACAUUGAAGCGAAAUCACACUAUGGUAAGGCCAGAUGUGCAGGACAUUGCACUGGACUUCAAUAUUGAAAGAGACAACAAAGGUUUAGACCGUAAUUCUUUUGGUGAUCUAUCUGAUCAGUUCAACAGCAUCAGUAUUUCAGAUGUCAAUAACCAUGGGUCUCUGAAGGAAAAAGAACAAAAUCCUAUGGUUGAGCAUGAGGAAAUGAAGUCUGUUUCAAAUCCUGUAACAAGUUCUAUUAGUACGAGGAAUAACAGUGACUUCUGUGAGACUGCACCAUCAACUAGUGAAACCUUGUCACCUGGGAAAGCUCUCUAUGCACCACAUCUCUUGUAUGAGCCAGGAAAUGGGAAGGUUGGUGCCAAUCAUGAUAUAAACUUGGCACACCAUGGGAUGACAUCGAAAGGGUACCCAGGAACUAAGUAUCGCAAUGAGAAUUCACAUCCAGUGGAUAACUGCUUACCACCAGCUAAGAACUCAGAUAGCAAUGGGGCACAUAUUAAAGAGGCAGGUGGUGAUGGAGGUGCAAUCAAUGACAUUUUAUCAGAUCUUGCUGGAGAUCACGGAACAAAUUUGUAUAAUCUUUCCUAUGCACAAGGGUGCCAACAAGAUUACCCAGUAAACCAUGAUUACCCGGUUAAUCAAGUUUACUAUCAAAUGCCUGCUCCACCACCUGCACAAUAUCAGAACAAUCGCUCACCAAAUGGCCAUAGCAGAAAAAAUGGUUAUGGCUAUGCUGGUACAAGUGGAAUAUCCCCUGGUUCUUAUCCAUCUGGCUAUUUCGUUGUAAGACCAUUUUAUCAACCGGAUGAUACUAUGCGAGCUCGUGGAACAGGCACCUACUUUCCUGACCCAACUUUGUGCAAGGACAGGCCACCUGCUGGACGAGGGGAAAGAGGAAGACAUAGUUUCCAUCCAAAUCACUAUCACAGGGCUCACCGCUAUCCCAGAAUGGAUAUGCCUUCAGAUAUGGUGCUGUCGGAGGAAUGGAGGCAAGUGCCAGUGCCACCAUUGCAGAUUUACAUUCCUGGUGCAAGUGAUCAUGGAAUUCCCUCCCCGUUGAAUAUACCAUUAUCAUCUCCAUCCCCCCGGGCUCCAAGGGAUGGUAUUCAUCGCAAUGGUUUUAUUCACCCACAAGACAAUAAACUUGAAUUUGGGACUUUGGGGGCAUUGCCUUUGGAAGUUAAGGGUACUUCUCAAGACCAUCCUAGCAAAUCUAGUUCUGCCGCCAACAGUCAAUCUUCUGCACCUGUAAGCCCUGUGUCUUCAGCAUUAAAUCCUGGAAAGGGUUCUAAUCGGAUGAGGAAUGGUGGGCCAUAUCAUCUUAAGGACAACGGAGAUUUCCCGCCACUCUCCAGCUGACGCAAGACAUAGUUGACCAUCAUGUACCAAAGACAUGUCAAGCCAAGAGAAAGAUGCCGCUACAUCGUGCACACCCGGUGCGGCAAUAGCAGAGGGUUAAUCUACAAAAUAAUUCACCAUCAUGUACAUCCUGACUUUAACUUGUCGUUCCCAAGUCGUCGUCAGAUUUUCACCAUGCCGCCGGAACGCAGCCUGCGCUGCUGUGACUGGAAUCUCAUGGUGUCCCCCCAUUUCCCUCAAAAAAGAAAAGAAGAGGAAAAGAAAGAAUAAGCACAGCUUAAUCUCUGUCUGUGCCAUGUAGAUACUUUGUUGGGGGGAAGAAAAAGAGCUAGCCUAGCUUGUGUUGUUUUGUGGUGAUAGUGUAAUCUGUCUGGUUCUCGGAGAGGCCUUUGUGUUGGAAGGCCCCUUGCCCGAAGUAACAGUAGAUGCUUGAUGAAAUUGGUAGGUACAGAGUUAAAACUGUAUGUGAUGUUAGAUUUACAGUUGGUCGGAAAAUUAACCAGAGAUAGUCAUAGUUGUGCUUCA
Molecule: messenger RNA, 3608 nt
Organism: Triticum urartu
Lineage: Eukaryota; Viridiplantae; Streptophyta; Magnoliopsida; Poales; Poaceae
Source: RefSeq, a predicted model, not a curated record